AUGGCCGUGUCUAUAUUCAAUGUGUCGCUUUGUUGUUUGUUGUUAUGUCUUAUCCAAACGAUCACUUGCGACUCUUCCUGCAUCUACGAUGUUGGCAAUGGACAAAAAUUAGAUAUCCGUACGUUAGGUAACGCAAAUGGCAAAGGGCCAAAAUAUGAUAAUAUCCCUAAUUCAAGUCCAGUCCCAUAUACAUUUAAUUGGAAUGGAUGCUUUCCAUAUUCGAAAGCGAAAGGAGAUUGUACUAACGCUGCUGCAUGUUAUACUGAUAAAAACACCGGUGCAUCGACUCUAAUUGCAAAACACGAUAAAGUUGAUUUUGAAAAUCAUGAAAACGUCUAUACACUUAUAUAUCAUACUUCAAGUAUACUAUUAACUGUUUAUUUAACUUGCCGUGAAGACGGUGUAGAAAAGAUAAAUGGCCGUCAAGACGAUCAACAGAUAUUCAAUAUCUAUCUUCAAUCUCCUUGUUGUUGUCCAGGCAAAUGUCAUUAUUCAGGUGAUCGAUCUCUCAGUGGUGGUGCGAUUUUUAUCAUUAUUCUAUUUGUUCUUCUUGUCGUCUAUAUCGUUGGUGGAAUGAUCUUUUUAAGAUAUGCACGUGGUGCUACAGGUGCAGACAUGAUCCCCAAUCGUUUGAUGUGGUUAGGCAUCGUGUCGUAUGCAAUUGACGGCGUACGAUAUAGCAUCCAAGUAGUUCGACAACGGAACAGAGAAUAUGCAAACGAUAAUAUUUCCGGUCGGGCAUCUAAUAUUAGUAGUCGAGAAAUAAUGUCGAUUAGCGAACGUCUCAUGUUAUCAUCGAUGUUUAAUCUCACUCGAUCGAGAUACACCAAGAAGAAAUUUGUCGAAACGACAACAAAUCACAGUGAUAAUUCCAUCUCGUCAGAUCUUUGGCUAACCAAUCGAUUUACAAUCGUUCAACGGACAUUUUUUAUCUUUUCACUCAUUGUUCUUUUUUGGAUUCUUUUUGUUGUCAUUUAUAUGACAAGUCGGCUUAUUCUUCGAAUUGUAUCAAAUUUUAAACGUUUCCAUUUUCACUAUGACUCUCCGUCAACUUCGAACGACAAAAUCUGUCGAGCAUUCGUCAUUUCACCGCAUCAGUAUGGAUCAUUUCGUCCAACGCACAUGCCAUCGCCAUUAAUUCCUCGUUCUGAUAGUCUCUUCUCUGCUCAUCCUCAACAAACCAUAUCUCAGCAAACUCUAAGUACGAUUUCACAAUCGAAAACCAAUCAAACGACCCUUCUCGAACACUACCUACGAACUUAUAAUCCAUUGAAAAUCGAUUUGAAACCUCUCAUGGAACACCCAAUCCCAAUCUCAACAAUAAUCGAAGUAUCUGAUGAUCAAGCACAAAGUGAUACCGAUACACAUCCAGUACAAAACUGCUAUGCCCUUCAUUGUGCAAACAAACGCAAAAUCCAUCAAGGAGAACGGUAUACUCGUCUAAAAGAAGAAACCUGUUCAGUAGCAACGAGUACUAUGGAUGAUCGUCUUUCGGAGUGCAGUACAAGAUUAACAAGUGUCACAUUACCUACGGUCAUGGUUACCGAUUGUUCUGAUAGUCAACGAUUACACACCGACAUAAUUGAACUUAAUGAAGAUGACAAAGACAAAUGA
Molecule: messenger RNA, 1614 nt
Organism: Adineta ricciae
Lineage: Eukaryota; Metazoa; Rotifera; Eurotatoria; Adinetida; Adinetidae
Source: the annotation of a GenBank genome assembly